GUUCUGUGCAGUUGACUGUGCUUUAUGUUGCGUAGGGCUAUGUUAUUUUAAUAUUAAUUUCUCUACAAGGUUUGGUAAAUUCAAUACUAUAGUCAGUUUAUAGUGAUCUGUGACUAUACUAGCUAGCUACUUUGAUUUAAUUUAAGAAUAAAUAUUUAUAUAAAUAGCAGUCUGUAAAUCAAUUCGAAGUUAUGAGCAGUAGAAAAGAACAGCUGAAGAAAUCUUUAGGUAUAACGGAGUAUCCCUGGAGUUCGGAUGAUGAGGACCAGCCUAUGCCGGAUGUGCAUUUGCUGAGAAGACAAGCCGCUGAGCCUCGCCCGAGUGUAGCUGACAUGCCUGGUACAAGUGGUCAAACAGCACAGAACCUCUCAUCAUCAUCACUUACACCAGCUAAGAGAAAUGAAGCUGAUGCGUUUUGGUCAAUAAUCAAUUACCAAAAUAAGCCGAUACCUGCAGGAGUAUCACGUACGAGAUUAUGUGACGCUUCCCGACCAACUCCGAACACACCAGCGUCUGACAUGCGCGAGCGUGCGGAGCGUAUGAAUGCCGCUGCUGACAUUCAGCGUAUACUUGCAAUCAAAAAAAUCACUCAGAACAGACUGGGAGCCCUGCGUCCCAACAGGUCUAACACAAGCCUUUACUCUAUGUCCUCACGAGGAUUAACUGGACCAUCAAGAAAUCCAUUGUUCUCCCCGACAUUAACAUCUGCAACUAUAAGAGCCCAUCAAAACGCUUUAAGGAGACUACAAGCUAAUCGUAAUGCUCAGGCUGCCCUCACCAAUAGAUGUUCAGGUAAUAAUACGUCUACACCGGAAAGGAUACAAUCAUACAUGGGGAUGUUGGAAUUCCCACGAUUGCCAGACCGCAGAACUUCAGAACCCGUCCAGCCCUCGACUACCACACCUACUCAAGCCGAAACUGAUUUGUCCAGCAAUACGGCAGCAGUUCGAUCAGCAAGAAGUGAGAAUCCGACCACAUGUCCAGAAACUAAUGAAUUGGACACGCCAAACAAUGCAACGGGUGGUAUGUCGUUAGAGGAAGAGAUAGUCGAGAUCGAUGCUCAGGAUGAAGCAGACGGUAACAAUGCCAUAGAAAACACAACGCAAAAUAAUGUGGUCAACGCUGACGUUGAACUGAACCAGGUUGUAACACUGGAUGCGGAUGACGAAUCUAAACGUUUGCAACAAGAAAGGAGAAGAGAAGGUAAUUUAUCGCCGGAAGAUGCGGAACCAUUCACUGUCAAAGAAUUUAAUCAAAGUUUACUGCGUCUGCUGGAGUGUCCUGUGUGUUUGGAGUGGAUGGAGCCGCCGAUGUCUCAGUGUCGGCGCGGGCAUCUUGUCUGUGGCAGAUGUAGAGCUCGUCUCGCCUCCUGUCCGGUUUGUCGGACCACCUUCUCAUCAGUACGCAAUCGCGCCAUGGAGGGGGUGGCGGAGAUGGUACGGUAUCCGUGCCGCCACAUGUGCGGGCGCGAGGUGCGGCUGAGGCGUCGCGCCGCGCACGAGGCCAGCUGCGGGGCUCGGCGGUACGCGUGCCCCGCGCCCGCCUGCAGCGACCGCCCGCCGCUGCCCAGGGAACAGCUGGCGCAACACUUCCAGAGUAAGCACAUGACAAUGCUGAAGAUCGGUCGCAAACACAAGUUCUCUAUGAAGGUGAACUCUGAGCAGCACGACACGUGGGUGAUAGCGGCUCUACACGAGUACUUCUCGCUCCGAGUGGACGUCGAUAUACGCACCUGGGGCAUCAUAGUAUACGUCGCCUACAUUGGACCAAAGUGUAACGCCAAAAACUUUACUUACGAGGUAUCCGUUAUAGGACAACACAAAUCUAGAAAGCUUGUAUACUGUAGAUCUACACACAGCGAUUUAGAGAGUUCUUCGUUGAAUGUCAGCCGCCAAGAUUGCUUCCACCUGACCUUAGAUCAGGCGCUCAACUUCCUGCGUGUUAAGAACAGACAUUGCGAGCCGGAUAAGUUCUUAGAUUUCAACGUCGAAAUCAGUAAGAGUGAAAUAGAGAGUCGGGACGAUUCCGAUUCCUGAUUCGCGUUUAUAACGAAUCUGGUGAGGCGUCGUGUCGCGAAGGCAGUGCGUAUGGCUCGCCGUUCUAAGUUCAAACGUCGUUGGAGUAUGCUCAUAAAGGAAGUGUUACAGUGAUUUAUAAAAGUGUUUUGAAGUAAAGGUCGUGAUUAUUCGUGAGAUAUCGACGCUGG
Molecule: messenger RNA, 2206 nt
Organism: Diatraea saccharalis (sugarcane borer)
Lineage: Eukaryota; Metazoa; Arthropoda; Insecta; Lepidoptera; Crambidae
Source: the annotation of a GenBank genome assembly